AUGGCAGGAGCUAAAUUAAGAGUAAAGCAAUUAGUGGAAGCUGCUAUUAGCCGUAAUUUGGAUGAAUCGGCUGUGAAGAUUGUUUACGAAAAUGAUAACCUAAAAAAUGAUCGUCAAGAUAAAUGCAACACGGAGUUAGUGUCUCAGCAAGAGUGUGAAUGCAUUGAGCAUGAACAAGACCUUGAACCCUCGAUUUUUCAACUUUCUGUCAAUCAUGAUUAUAUAAGUUCCAGAAAUAAUGAACCACAUACAUCCAGGGGAAUACAUCCAGUCACAGAUCCAGAUAUAAUAGAAGAUUCACAAUUUGAGCAAAUUAAUACAUACAAACUUCCUUUGCGAAAUAAAAAAAUCAACACUUUUCCUGAGAAUGCAACUUUUUCUGAAGAAAAUUAUGAAGAUUUUUCUUUGGGAAGUGAUGAUGUCUUCAUACCGGAAAGUUCACCAAACUCUUCCACUUCUCAAAGCUCUAGUGAGAUCGAUGUCAGAGUUUCUGCAAAAGACCUCGUAGUUGCUCAUCCACCUACCAGUAGAAUUCAGGAAAAUCUGUUACAUCACAAGAAAAUGCUGAGAGUGCUAAUGAACAUGACUUUGACAUUGCUCCAUCUACCAGUGAGAACCAGGAAAAUGGAUAAUCUCAAGAACGUGAUAUACCUAGAAAACGAAAAAUAUUUCCGCCUAGGGACAACAAAUCAAAAAACCGAUCUAGAAAUGAAAGGACUUGGAAGAAAAAAGCUGCAGCCCUUGCAAGAGAGAAAGGAGAAGAGUAUAUAUAGCAUAAAAAUAAAGUCAUUCCAAAAAAAUCUAUACAAGAAGGAAUUUUGUGUCACGAAAACUGUAGGCUUCAAAUUUAAUUUAUCUUUUGGUUACCCAAAGAGUGAUACUUGUGCAACUUGCGAUGCUGGGGACUCAAAUGAAGAACAUAAAGCCAACUACUAUGCAGCUGUAGAAGCAAUGCAAGUCGAUCGAAAAAACCUACAUCAGGUGAGGAUGUCCUCUACAUUACAAUAG
Molecule: messenger RNA, 1008 nt
Organism: Diatraea saccharalis (sugarcane borer)
Lineage: Eukaryota; Metazoa; Arthropoda; Insecta; Lepidoptera; Crambidae
Source: the annotation of a GenBank genome assembly